Lathyrus oleraceus (garden pea) is the source of this 828-nucleotide messenger RNA. RefSeq names its product F-box protein At1g52495. The record is from RefSeq and is a predicted model, not a curated record. The transcript is spliced from 2 exons. Gene Ontology annotation, molecular function: protein binding. Lineage: Eukaryota; Viridiplantae; Streptophyta; Magnoliopsida; Fabales; Fabaceae. The coding region runs from base 175 to 828 and encodes 217 amino acids.
GUUUCCUCCCUACGCAGCCACCACCACUAUCACGGCCGCUUCGCCGCCGCCACCACCAUAACCACCACCACUGCUUCGCCACCUAGCCUUCAUCCGCCUGUAUCGGAGCGCCUCCUUCAAGAACGGGUCUCAAUUAUAUUCAAUUGAGACUGAUUUCAUGAAAGUACAACUCCAAUGAGUGAUCCUCCAGCUAAAUCGCGUGCCCAGCCGGACGAAGAUUCGCCGGUAAGCCUCCCUGAUGAACUUAUUACUGAAGUUCUUUCCUUUGCCGAUGCAAAGACUCUUAUGCAAAUGCGAUGCGUAUCCAAGUUUUGGAAUUUUAUUGUUUCUGAUCCUAAAUUUGUGAAACUUCACUUUAAGCGUUCUGCGCGAAACCCUCACCUGACUCUAUUUUUGAGUAAAUCCCACCUUGAUGGGGAUAACAAUGUUGUACCCUUCUCUGUAAGUCGGUUGGUCGAGAACCCAUUGAUCACCCUUCCAAAUAACCCUUAUUAUCGAUUAAGGGACAAGGAGUGCCGCUUUGUUAUUGGUUCUUGCAAUGGAUGGCUUUGUUUACUUGGUUAUUCUUGUCUCUCUGACUACAGACAGAUCUGGUUCCGUUUCUGGAACCCCGCCACAGGUAAAAUGUCCCAAAAAUUAGGGUACAUGUGGGAUCAUAUGUUGGGCCUGUAUACUCAUUUUAAGUUUGCGUUUGGUUAUGAUAAUUUAUCGGAGACUUAUAAGAUUGUGUUGUCAAUUUUGGAUGAAGCUGCAAAUAGAACUAAUGUGCGAGUUUUAAGUGUGGGUGAUAAUAAUUGGAGGGCUAUUCAAAGUUUUCCUGCUGGUUGA